AUGGAACACCAUUCAGAGCAGCUUCACAGUCUUCUUGGUGGGUCCCACGACAAGACAUUUCAAACAAACAUAUCGUUGCAGAAGUUGAUCUUCGAAGCGGCUCAAAAGAAGCAAAGCGUCCAAAAGAUGCCGCAGACAAGACUUUCCUGGAGGUUCGAGGCAAACCCCAGAAAAAGAUCUGGCAAAGCAACAGACAGCCCAACUGAGACAUCCUGGCACGCAUCAAACGCCACCGUAGAUCUGCGCCAUUUCCAACUGGGUGAAACAGAUGGUCGACUUGUACAGGCUAGGCUACUCACCCCAGGCAUGAUUUUGUCGACAGAAGGUUUACACAAGACAUCCAGUCAGUGCCUGUCGUUAUGA
Molecule: messenger RNA, 363 nt
Organism: Durusdinium trenchii
Lineage: Eukaryota; Dinophyceae; Suessiales; Symbiodiniaceae
Source: the annotation of a GenBank genome assembly